GAAACCAAGAUGGAUUACAGCUCGUUCAGCGGAGUCCCACGGUUCUUGACCCGGCCUAAGGCGUUCAUGGUGUCUGUGGGGAAGGAUGCCACCUUGAGCUGCCAGAUCAUUGGAAACCCCAUCCCAGUUGUAAGCUGGGAAAAAGAUAAACUUCCAGUUCAGUCUGGGGGAAGGUUUAAAACCACAGAAGAUGGGGAUCUCUAUAGACUAACAAUCUACGAUCUGAGCCUGGAGGACAGUGGCCAAUACAUCUGCCGGGCCAAGAACACCAUCGGGGAAGCCUUUGCAGCUGUCAGCAUCAAAGUUGGAGAGGAGACCACAGUAACGGAGUCAGCCCCGUACUUCAUCCAGAAACCCUCCUCCAUUAAAGUAACUUUGGGGGAAGAUGCCAUGUUCAAAUGCAAAGUUCAGGGCAGCCCUCCCCUCUCGGUGAACUGGGAGAAGGAUGGGAGACACCUGCGGAACCGGGCUGAUGCCGGCCGCUUCCAGAUUGAGUCUGCCGGGGAGUCAAACGCUCUCACUAUCCAGUGUGCCAGGCUGGGGGACAGUGGCACCUACACCUGCCGGGCAGAGAAUCCCAUUGGCUCUGCCAGCGCUUCGGCCGCGCUGGUGGUGGAAACGCAGGGCUCUUCCAACCCGGGCAGCAGCAGCCACUUUGAUACCAGCUGCGGCAAGACGCAGAAGGGUUGUAGCCUCUCUCGGGAUUAUGAGAGAGCGGCUGGACUUACCACCAAAGGGGCUCGCAACGCAACUUUUGGGACGCUGACACGCACGUGCAGCGUGACGGAGGGAAAGCACGCCAAGCUGAGCUGCUACGUGACGGGCGAGCCCAAGCCGGAGAUUGUGUGGAAGAAGGACAACGAGGUCAUUUUGGAAGGGCGGCGGCAUGUCAUCUAUGAGGACGAUCAGGAGAACUUUGUGCUGAAGAUCCUCUUCUGCAAGCAGGUAGACAACGGGCUGUACACCUGCACGGCCUCCAACCUGGCAGGCCAGACGUACAGCUCUGUGCUCGUCACCGUCAAAGAACCUUCAAUACCUUUCAAGGAAAAACUGAAGGAUCUUGAAGUGAGGGAGAAGGAAUCUGCCACCUUCCAAUGCGAAGUGCCCGUUCCUAGUACGGAGACAGCUUGGUUCAAGGAGGAAACCAAACUCAGGCAGAGCAAGAAAUACAACAUCGAAGAGGAGGGCACGUAUCGCCGUCUCACUGUCCAGAACGUCACUACAGAUGAUGAUGCUGUCUACAUCUGUGAGAUGAAAGAAGGGAGCAGGACCAUCGCAGAGUUAUCUGUCCAAGGGAACAUCAUUAAAAAACUUCCACGAAAGACUGCAGUCUUCAUAAAUGACACAGCCAUCUUCUGCGUGGAGCUGGAAAAUGAAUGCCAGAAUGUCCGAUGGCUGAAAAAUAAAGAAGAAGUGAAACCCAGUGAUCGAAUCUCCAUCACAUGCUCCGGCAAGCAGCACACCAUGAUCAUCCGAGAGUGUAAGAUGGAAGAUGCUGGCGAGAUUGCCUUCCUGGCUGAUGAAAGCAGAAGUUCUACCCAGUUCACUGUGACCACUCCCAAAAAACCUCCCACACAACCCCCAGCUGACCCUGUGGUGAAAAAUAAAACAGAAACCUCAGUGACGCUAGCAUGGUCCCCUCCGAAGACGGACCGCCCCAUUCCAAUCGAUGGCUACGUUGUGGAACGCAAGAAACUAACUGGCUUCACCUGGGUGAGGUGCCAUGAGUCUCAUGUCCCUGUCCCAGAGUUCACCGUGAGCAACCUGUCCGAAGAGGCUGACUACCAGUUCCGAGUGUCUGCAGUCAACACCUACGGACAAAGCCCCUACUUGGAAUUCCCAGGGAGCACGCACCUCG
Messenger RNA from Tauraco erythrolophus (red-crested turaco), 1858 nucleotides. Lineage: Eukaryota; Metazoa; Chordata; Aves; Musophagiformes; Musophagidae. The record is from RefSeq and is a predicted model, not a curated record.